Messenger RNA from Entrophospora sp. SA101, 225 nucleotides. NCBI's taxonomy places the organism in Eukaryota, Fungi, Glomeromycota, Glomeromycetes, Entrophosporales, Entrophosporaceae. The record is from the annotation of a GenBank genome assembly.
AUGUCAAAUCAAAAUAGAAAUAUCAUUAUCGAAGAUGAUGCAAGCCGCACCAGAGUAGUUGCCAUGGCAGUUAGAGAGGCAUGUGAAAUUGCAUAUCUAAAAAAGACACAACAAGAUUGGGAGGCUGCUUGCCAAGCAAUUUUAGAAAAUGAAUUAUUGACAAGAACAGAAAAAUCAACAAUCAUUUCAUUAUAUGACGUUUUAAAGUGGCAUCUUAGAUUUUGA